AUGCGGCAAGCAGGAAGGGGAGCGGCGGCGUCCGGGGGCGGUCAGGCGGGGCCCGGGGGCGUGGGGGGGGCCGGGGCCAGGUGCGACGGCGCAAGCCGCACGCGCGAUGGCCCGGGCGUGGGGCAAGGGAAGGCAGGGCCCGGAAAACGCCGGGACGGCCGGGGGGGGGCCCGGGAGGGGGGGCCGGCUCCAGAGGCGGCGCGGCGGGGGAGGGCGGACGCGGGGGCCACGACGGGUAGCCGGAGCGGCCAGGCGAGAGCCAACGGGGGGCAGCACGGGCCGAGGGGCCGCGGCUCCGGAGCCGUACGACAAAGCCGCAAGUCCCACGCCGGCGCGGAGGCGAAGGGAGGGGGGAAUCCGGCCCCCAAAGGGGUGGUAAGGGGCAAGGGACGCAGCCACCGGGAAACCGCACGAGCAAGCGGCCCGUGGCUGCAGGUAUCUCCUGUAGAAGGAGGGGAGGGCGUGACGGGCCGGAGACGGCGGGAGGCACCAGCUUGGAGCAAGAAACCCGCCGACAAGAAAGGGGCUGCAGGCCCGGCAGCGGCGGGAGGGGGGCAGGCGGUGGGGGCGUUCCGAUAUUUCUUGUCUAGUGACUCCCAUAAAGCUUUGGGCAGAUGUAGUUCCUGCAAAGGAAAUCCGACUGGUUCCAUGCAUCAGAAGCAGCCACUGUUUCUAUUGUAUCACCAGGUGCAGGAGGAUCUGCUUUCAAGAUAUGAGCCAAAAUUCAAUGUGGCUUUUCUGCAUGAUUAUGGGAUGAAGGCAACACACACAGCAGGUGCACUUGUCUUCACAGAAGGACCCACUUUCUGUAUCUCAUUCGACAUUUUCCUUAAUUGA
Messenger RNA from Prunus armeniaca (apricot), 837 nucleotides. NCBI's taxonomy places the organism in Eukaryota, Viridiplantae, Streptophyta, Magnoliopsida, Rosales, Rosaceae. The record is from the annotation of a GenBank genome assembly.